This is a messenger RNA of Mercurialis annua (annual mercury), 2053 nucleotides long. Its product is annotated as myb family transcription factor EFM. Bases 426 to 1787 code for a protein of 453 amino acids. Gene Ontology annotation, biological process: regulation of DNA-templated transcription. The record is from RefSeq and is a predicted model, not a curated record. Lineage: Eukaryota; Viridiplantae; Streptophyta; Magnoliopsida; Malpighiales; Euphorbiaceae. Gene Ontology annotation, molecular function: DNA-binding transcription factor activity; DNA binding. The transcript has 4 exons.
AGAGACUCUUAUACUACACCAAAGGUUUGAAGAAUGAGGAGGCUCUAACCACAUGACCAUUUUUGGUGUCAGACUGAGAGAGAAAAAGAGAGAACAAAUUUCUCAGAUUUUUUAGCUUUUUUUUGCCUUUGUUCUUUGCAAGAAGUUACCAUCCUUCUUUAUUAUUUACCUUUUUCUUUUCUCACUUUAUUCCUUCUUAAAACAAUCCUCCUUGUGUUCACAACUCUACAAUUUCUUCUUUUCUUUCUCUAUUUCACUUCGGACACACACCAUCUUUUUCUGUUCCCUGUUCUUGUUUUUCUUUUUUGUUUUGUUUUGCAUCAACCUUCAGGACAAGACUGUAUUUUUUGAGUAGAGACAUUGCGGCCUUUUUCAUUUUAUUUUCUUGUUUGAUCGUUUUGUUUUUCUCGAGUUUCUUGCUUCUAAUGGCGUCUCCUUCUGAAUUAACCCUAGAUUGUAAACCUCGUACCUAUUCUAUGCUGUUGAAAUCUUUUGGAGAUCAAAAUGAUCAAACUCAAAAGCUUGAAGAGUUUCUCUCUCGUCUUGAAGAUGAAAAACUCAAGAUCGAUGCUUUUAAACGCGAGCUUCCUCUUUGCAUGCAGCUUCUCUCCAAUGCUGUGGAAACCUCAAGACAGCAGCUCCAAGUUUACAGAGAAAAUCAAGGGCAAAUUAGGCCAAUUCUUGAAGAAUUUAUUCCACUCAAGAACUGUAAUUCUUCUGAAACCCUAGAAAAAUCAUCGACCGUGUCUGAUAAGGCAAACUGGAUGACAACAGCACAGCUAUGGAGUCAAGAAAACAAUGAAACAAAGCCUCAAACAAUUACCACUCCAUUUACUUCUCCAAAAGAAACCAGUAUAGGAAUUAACGUGAGUCACAAGUUAGGCUUAGACACAAAACAAAGAAAUGGAGGAGCUUUUCUUCCAUUUUCCAAAGAAAGAAACUACUCAUCAUGUCCAAGCCCGACCCUAGCCCUAACUUCUUCUGAUCAUAAAGAUUUAAUGGAAGAUAAUAAAAUAUGUUCAGAAACUGAAAAUGGGUUUUCUUGUUCAAAAAGAGAGAAUAAUGGAAUGAUUGAGCAAGCAAAAGGAAAUGGUGAUGGCCAAGCUAAUACUUCACCUACUAAUAACAGUCAAGCUCAUAGAAAAGCAAGGAGAUGUUGGUCUCCUGAUUUGCAUAGAAGAUUUGUCAAUGCUCUUCAAAUGCUUGGAGGUUCUCAAGUGGCUACCCCAAAACAAAUAAGGGAGCUGAUGAAGGUUGACGGUUUGACCAAUGAUGAAGUUAAAAGCCAUCUGCAGAAAUAUAGGCUUCAUACAAGAAGACCUAGUCCAAGUCCACAACAACCUGGAGCUCCACCACCACAGCUCGUUGUUCUAGGAAGUAUUUGGGUCCCGCCUGAGUACGCCACCGGUGGAGCCCAAGCUCUCUACAGCCCCCAUCACCACCACCACCACCAAGUUUCCCAUGCACCACCACCACACUUUUGUGCUGCGCCACAAGACUUUUACACUGCACCAUCACCCCCGCCGCCACCUCACCACCAGUUGCACCACCAUGCGUUUAAUCACCAGCUUCACAUGUAUAAUAAGGCGACGUCACAGGCUCAUAGCUCUCCGGAGUCUGACAUGAGAGGCACCGGAGACCGGUCUGAGAGUAUUGAAGAUGGGAAGUCGGAGAGCAGCAGCUGGAAAGCUGAGAGCGGCGAUAAUGGUGCAGAGAGAAAAGGAUUAGCUGCGUUAAGAGAAGAUGGCGAGGAAAGCAAUGGGAGUGAGAUCACACUCAAGUUUUAGGGCAAUUAGGGUUAGGGUUAGGUUUUAGGUUAAUUAAUUUGCAUGUUUUUUUAACUUGUUAUAUUCUGUGCUAUAUAUUAAUUCUACUGUAAUAUUUUUCUGUCAAAUAGAUGGAGAGAGGGUAAAAAGGGCAUAAAGAGAAAGUGAGUGUUUGUUUUGUUAUGCAAUGCUAAAAAAAAAAAAUAUCAAAACAUUGGAUUAUUUUCUUUGGCGUCUUGUAAUACUUUUACUUUUUAGUAAAAGAUCUGUCCUUGAAGUUGAAGGCA